This is a messenger RNA of Olea europaea var. sylvestris, 905 nucleotides long. Its product is annotated as probable protein phosphatase 2C 10. Gene Ontology annotation, cellular component: cytosol; nucleus. Lineage: Eukaryota; Viridiplantae; Streptophyta; Magnoliopsida; Lamiales; Oleaceae. The coding region runs from base 222 to 593 and encodes 123 amino acids. Gene Ontology annotation, molecular function: protein serine/threonine phosphatase activity. The record is from RefSeq and is a predicted model, not a curated record. Gene Ontology annotation, biological process: protein dephosphorylation. The transcript has 3 exons.
CCCACCAAAUUGGAUAACAGGACGACUUUUGGUCCGAUCCAAAUACUUCUAUUGCGAAAGCCUAUGAAAGAACCGAUCAGGCAAUUCUCUCGCAUACUCCUGACCUGGGACGAGGUGGAUCCACUGCUGUAACUGCAAUUCUUGUAAAUAGUCAACAUCUAUGGGUAGCCAAUGUUGGAGAUUCACGAGCAGUCCUUUCAAAAAAGGGGCAGGCUACACAAAUGUCCGUUGACCAUGAACCCAACACAGAGCGGGGUAGCAUUGAGAACAGGGGCGGAUUUGUCUCUAACAUGCCAGGAGAUGUUGCAAGAGUGGAUGGCCAGUUAGCAGUUUCUCGUGCUUUUGGAGACAAAAACUUGAAAACUCACCUGCGAUCUGACCCUGAUAUUACAGACGCUCCAAUUGAUGGGUAUACCGAACUUCUUAUCCUUGCUAGCGACGGUUUGUGGAAGGUAAUGUCGAAUCAAGAGGCUAUUGAUAUUGCGACGAAGAUGAAAGACCCACAGAAGGCAGCCAAACAAUUAGCAAUGGAAGCAUUGAAAAGAGAAAGUAAAGAUGAUAUCUCCUGCAUUGUUGUCCGAUUCAAGGGGUAAAAUGCACAAUCUUAAUGUUUCAUGCAGCUGUUGUAUAUUAGGCGGUUACCAGAAGACAUGAUUUGGUAGGUUGCAGAAGUUUGAAAUCCCAAAGAAUCCAGUACAAAAAUCAAAUUUAUUCUGAAAGGCCGUGAAAAUGAUCUGUUUCCUUUUCUUAUAUUUAUUCUCUCUUAUUUUCCAGUCUUCUUUGUAGAAUUUCACUAUAAUUUUUUCAUAAUUCAUAGCCGGGUUGUAUUUGUAAUAAUCAAAAUAGGACAAGCUUUCUUUCUUUCAGCCAUAUAUCAAGAAGAUGGCCAUUUUGGCUUUGCUUCA